UAAAGGUUAAGUAGACCCAGAGAUUGUAGAUGUGGUCUCAUAAAGUCACCGUUUGAGCGGCGUCUCUUCGAGAAAGCAAAGAAAGUGUAGAUGUACUUAGAUACUAAUUUGUUUAUUUACCUUAUCAACUAGUUGGCCUAUCUUUAAAAAUGAGCUCAUUAGAAAAAGUGACUUUCACCGAUCAAUCUUUUGAACCUGUGGGUUUUGAACCUCAACUGACAAACGGAAAGUCUCAACAAGUAGCAAAUAUUCAAACUGAGCACGUAGUUUACGAAUCGGAUGAAGUACAGGUUGUGGAAACCAAAAGCAUUGAGACGCAAACUGUCAAUCUUCCACCAAGAAAUACAGAGUAUAGUCACGAUGCAUUGGCCGAAUUUCUGAAAAGGAUAUCACCAGGAGUAUUACAGUUCCUGGAUGAACAGCAUGGUAGUACUGCGUUCGAUGACUACGAUUUGGAUAGCAGUGAUAAAUCUUCUACCACUGUUCAAUUGAUAAAUAGGUUGAACAGUUUGGAAAUGUCAGAUUUCAAGGGAAAAAUUAGUAGCUUGACGUGGAGCACUGGUGGUGGGAUUCUGGCAGUCGGACAUAGUGCAACACGACAUGAAACUUGGUGCAACGAUCUCACAAAGAUUGAUUUUUUCAAUAUAUCCAAAGAUAAUCAGUUGAUGUCACAGCCAAGCAAGUCUUUGGAAGUUUCUUCCUGUGUUACAUCUUUGCUGUAUCAUCCUGAAGAACCUUCAAUCAUUGCUGCUGGCUUGUUCAAUGGCGAUGUUCUGGUAUGGAAUCUGAGAGACGAAUCCACAGUUACUCCUCUACAUGUUUGUACACAUGGCGAUUUGGUGUCGCAAGUUCAGUGGCACCUUAGGGUACUGAACGACGCCUCGGCUCUUGUGACAUCAAGUGCUGAAGGAUACAUUUUCAUUCACAAGCUUGCAGUUGUUUUCACUCAAUCUUCACUUUAUAAAAAGUUGAAAAUAGCGAAAGAAAAAAAUCCUGCUGAAAAAGCUAGACCUCACAGUGCAGGGGGCAGCAAAGAGCGAGCUGCCGAAGCUGGUCUUCACAUCACUUGUUUUGAUUUUGCAACAAAAGAUCACAACACGUUUGUUGUUGGAACUGUAUGCGGUGGACUUUACAAGUGCAUGCUAGAUCGUGCUGUUCCAAUCGAAGGAGAUGAAUCUAUUUUUGAUCCUGUAGUAGAUGAAUAUAAUAGGCACAAGGGCACUGUAACAUGCGUCAAGAGUGCUCCUACUAAGAAUCUUUUUGUUUCAUGUGGAUCCGACAAGGAAGUCAGAAUUUAUAACUUUGACCAGACUGCUAGUUUAAGGGUUAUCACAGUGGAAAAUACAAUGGUACAAUUAAGUUGGUACUUUGGCCAUCAGGAUAUUUUCUUGGCUUAUGGUGCUGGUGCAGAAGUCAAAUUUUUCAAUGUAAAUAAUGGUCGGCCUCUACAAAAAAUGUUACUGUAUUCCGAAAGUAGAGAGAAUGCAAGUGGCUUGAGCUUCAAUCCAAAACGGGAAAUGGUGGCUAUUGGCGAUACACGUGGAAACUUGGAAGUAUGGAAAAUACCGAGGAAUCNUUCAAGAUACGAGCGGUACAGUUAUCCUAGCUGCCGGCCGCUGCAAAUGGAGAACGAUAACUGCAUACCGAGUGGUCCUAUGACGAAUGGCAGCCGCUACUGGCCCGAUGGGUCGUCGAUGGUUCUCGGUGACGUGUACCUCAUGAUGUGUCCAUGCGGUCGCAGAUUACGUUGUUACAGGGGAACCUGUGAUCCGAUCAUUCCGAACAUUCCAAACACCAUGUCGAAUGAGAUAUGGCCGUAA
Messenger RNA from Copidosoma floridanum, 1820 nucleotides. Its product is annotated as cytoplasmic dynein 2 intermediate chain 2. Gene Ontology annotation, cellular component: cytoplasmic dynein complex; ciliary plasm. The record is from RefSeq and is a predicted model, not a curated record. NCBI's taxonomy places the organism in Eukaryota, Metazoa, Arthropoda, Insecta, Hymenoptera, Encyrtidae. Gene Ontology annotation, biological process: intraciliary transport. Gene Ontology annotation, molecular function: dynein light chain binding; dynein heavy chain binding.